Messenger RNA from Eupeodes corollae, 6026 nucleotides. RefSeq names its product alpha-1,3-mannosyl-glycoprotein 2-beta-N-acetylglucosaminyltransferase. Gene Ontology annotation, biological process: protein N-linked glycosylation. Gene Ontology annotation, molecular function: alpha-1,3-mannosylglycoprotein 2-beta-N-acetylglucosaminyltransferase activity. Lineage: Eukaryota; Metazoa; Arthropoda; Insecta; Diptera; Syrphidae. The coding region runs from base 587 to 1990 and encodes 467 amino acids. The transcript has 7 exons. Gene Ontology annotation, cellular component: Golgi apparatus. The record is from RefSeq and is a predicted model, not a curated record.
ACUAAUUUCUGACACUUCUCUCAUUUAUAAAUUUUCGCAGUAAUUUUUAAACGAAAACUAUACGUGGUAUUUCUGUAUUUUUGUUGCUUCUUCUUAUCAAUUCCACCAACAAAAAUCUCACUAAUUAAACAUAAAAAACGAACUAAUCUCAAGACGAAUGUGUGAUAAGCAAACAACAUAAAUAGGAACCGGUAACAGCAGCUACGACUUCGAUAUCAUGGACAAUUUUCAUCGCCAACUCUCGGUUGGCGUGUAGAAGAAAAUUAGAAAACAAAAACCAACAAAAUACUAAAGAGAAAUAAAUAACACAUCUUCCACCAAGCAGCGCGCGGAAGUAGUCUCCCUUCUUGGAACUUUGCAGUUUUCCUCCUCGAGAAAAUUCCACCCUCUAAAAUACUCCUCUACAAAAAUUAUGGCAUUUAUUCAAUUAUUUAUACGGUAGCUCGAUGCUCUAUCUAUGAGACUCUCUCUGGAACCAAUAAAAUUCCAAAUUUACAAAAACCACGACAAGACUAAAAUAACAAAAAACAUAUAACAAAAACGAACUAUACGAAUCUCCAAAAACCUAAAUAAAUUUCCAAACAAAAUGCGAUCUCGAAAGGUCCUCGCCGUUGCGGGUGUGAUCACAACGUGGACUUUCAUUACCUACUACUUCCUCCUCCGCCAAAAUCCAGAAUUCUCCUUCAAUCGACUAACGUUGAGCAAGAAGAUCGAUCUCCUCGAAAGAGGCGCAAAAGAACAAUACGAAGCCAGCGACAAGCUCUUCCAAAAUCUAGUCGGGAUUCUGAGGAGCAAAUUAGAUGCCGAAAGUGAAAUCGGCCAGAAUGCCCCAAUAGUUGCGCCGCAGCUCGAAGACUCGGCUGGAAACAGUCCAAUCGGGAUUGUUGGGGUCAAAGAGAUUCCACUGGAGUCAUCGGCAGAGAAGGGUCCAUCGACCGUGGCAGUUAGGACUGCUGAUGGGAAGCCCAUCAUUCCAGUGCUGGUCUUCGCAUGCAAUCGGGUGUCGAUAAGUAAUUGCCUCGACAACCUGAUACAUUUUCGGCCAAAUGUCGAACAAUUUCCAAUCAUUGUCUCUCAGGACUGUGGCGAUGAGAUGACAAAGAAAGUCAUACUCUCCUAUCAAGACCAACUGACACUCAUCGAGCAGCCCGACCAGAGUGAUAUCUAUGUCCCACCUAAGGAGAAGAAAUUCAAAGGCUAUUACAAAAUCGCCCGGCACUAUGGCUGGGCACUGAAUACGACUUUUCAAAAAGGUUACGAUUAUGUGAUAAUCGUUGAAGAUGACCUCAAUGUUUCACCAGACUUUUAUGAGUACUUUUUUGGUACUUAUAUGCUUCUCAAAAAUGAUCCCAGUUUAUGGUGUAUAUCGGCGUGGAAUGACAAUGGCAAAGUUGGCUUGAUUGACACGGAAAAGCCGGAUUUACUAUAUCGAACGGACUUCUUUCCCGGUCUGGGAUGGAUGUUGACGAAGGAACUUUGGAGUGAACUAUCAGUUAAAUGGCCAAAAUCAUUUUGGGACGAUUGGAUCCGACAUCCAGAGCAAAGGAAAAAUCGAGUCUGCAUUCGACCAGAAAUUUCUCGAACAAGAACUUUUGGCAAAGUUGGUGUAUCAAAUGGACUAUUUUUUGAUAAAUACUUGAAGCAUAUAAAACUAAGUGAAGAUUUUGUCGAAUUUACUAAAAUGAAUUUAACCUACCUACAAAAGGACAACUAUGACAAAACAUUUAUUAAAAAUGUUUACAAUUGUCCAAUGGUUACUUAUGAGGAAUUGCGUAGAAAUUUAAUAAGCCUUGAUGGGCCAGUUCGAAUACAAUAUAGUACCAAAGAGCAAUAUAAGAGAACAACAAAAUUGUUGGGUCUCAUGGAUGAUUUUAAGAGUGGAGUGCCACGUACCGCAUACCAUGGUAUAGUUUCAUUUUACUAUAACAAAAGACGAGUCUAUCUCGCCCCGAAUCUCAAUUGGAAAGGUUAUGAUUUAUCGUGGAGCUAACAAUCUCCUAAGUAGUCCUUUAAAAAUUAAGUGUGUUAAUUGAUUUUAUUUCAACGUUUAUUUUUUUUGUUCUUUAAUUGUAUUCUUUAUUUUCUUUCCCUAUUUUUCUCUUAUUUUUGUUGAUUAUUUGUUUAAGUUUAGAUUUAUUAUUUUCUUGUUUAAUACUGUCCGCAAAUUAAAAUCUCAAAUCUAAGAAUCUAACAUUUAUACUUAACACAAAGUAUAAUUGAUAUGACCAGUACUGUCAACAAUGAUGGUGUUGUUAUCCUACAUAAGAAAAGAGGUAGCAAUUCUUUGUUUUUUUUAAUUAUAUUAAUUUGAUUUUUAAAUAAUAUUUUAACACAACUAAAACAUUUCCUACCUACCGAAUAUUAUAUAUACAUAAAUAGACAAUUUGUUUUUUUUUUUCUAUUGAAAAUAAUUAUAUUUUGUUUUAAACAAAAUCACAUAGUAUAUUUUUUAAACACUGUUGGUUUUUGUUUGUUUGUCUGUCUGGCAUUGUUUGUAAAUCACAUUUUGUGUGCAUUGCAAUAAAAUUGACUUCCUUUUUUACAUAAAUCAUGUUUCUUAUUUAAAGUUUUGAAACUGAUCUCCUAAAAACAUUUACCUAUUGAAAGAAUCUUGAGCUUAUUAUAAAAUAAUGUGUAUUAAAUUUUUGUUAAAUCUAUUUUAGUUUUAAGUAUAAUUAUUUUGAAUAUACUCGUACAUAUAGUGGAAAAUAUGUAAUAGAAGACCUUAGGUUUCUGAGCAUUAAAUUUAACUCUAGAAAUGUAGACGAAAAAAGAAAAGUCCGAUUUUGCCUAGGUCUUUCCUUUCUUUUAGAUCAUCUAAAUUUAAGUAUUGUGCAUGCCUCUUUCUUUUAACAUCUCAUGAUCUUAUAUCUAAAACAGAAAACAAAUCAAUGGUUUCCAUGCUUCGGAAGAAUAAACUUAUAGAUUCUAUGAUUGGAUGUAACUUUUCCCGUAGAAUUGUCCCAUUUGCAAAAGCAAGUGCUUUGUCACAUUUGAUUGUAAAUCAGACUAUGAACUCUGAAAUUUUUAAAAAAUUGAAAAUCAUCAAUUUUGUGUAUUUUUUUAAUUCACACUUAUUCACUCCAAAUUGCAUUUAAAGAGACCUUUUUCAUGAUUUACAGUCUGUCAAGUAAGAUCGUGGUCGACUUUACCGACAUUUAAUAAAAGAUUUCGCUCUUAUUCCUUCGCGAGCCGAUAGAGGGAAGCUUUGUCCUUGAUAAAUUGUCAACAUAGGUUCACUUGUCAUUGGUCUGAAAUGGCGCAACACAAUAAAGAAGCCUCUGUUGACUGAAAAACAUGUGACAAAGAGACUCGCUUGCGCGCAUGAGAAUAUUAAUAGAGAUAUUGAAAAUGUUAUUUUUAAUGUUGAAUGUUCUGUCCUCACGUGAACCUCGUCAAUUUCCACCAAUAGGAUUUUUCAGUGGACUGUAAAACAUGGAAAAAAGGUGCAAGGGAUUCGGCACUUUGUACCUCUUUACUGACAACCUAAAUGCUGAGAAUAUGAUACAAAAAGCUUUACUGCUAUCUGCCAAACGGUGGUUCAUCACAAAAAAUGAAGAUUGGAUUCUGCAGGAGGACAACGAUCAUAAACACCGCAGCAAACUCUUUACUCAGUGGAAGAUUCAAUAUGGCAUCGUAACAUUGGAUUGGCCGUCGCAGUCGCCCGAUACAAACCCUAUCGAAAAUGAGUGGGCAUAUAUUAAACAAAAGCUUCGUAGAAGACGCACCUACACUUUAAAGCAGUUGUCUUACGAAAUUACUAGAAUAAGCCGUCAAAUUAGUAGAAAGAAUGCUGCGGAGAUGCCAGGCAAUAAUCGACGCCGGGGGUGACUGGACACAUUAUUGACCAAAUUACAUCAUUGUAAUGUAUACAAUGUAUAAAUAAAUAUAAAAGUUCUAUAAAAUAAUUUUUUUCAUAAAUUAACACGACCACGCUCUUACUUGACAGACUGUCAGUAUCAAAAUAUAGGAUUUUCUUAUAAGAGGUUUUCAUUUUUAAGUGCAAAUUGCUGAGUUUGCAGCAUCAUGUCCAUUUAAAUAAGAGUUUCAUCUCGGAAUGAAAUUAAUGGGAAAUAAACUAAAAAAUUGUUACUUUUCUUAUGUUCUAAACAUUAUGGAAAAAGUUUCAUAAAAUCUAAUGCCUCGUCUUUUACAGUUCUCCGAAAUUUGCAAAAAACCCUUUUUCGUGAUUAUUUCCAUGUCUAUUUUGUUAAUGGGUCUGGGUGCAUAAGUGAGGAGCCAAUUACGGUAUCACUAGCUCCAAAUGAAAUACUUAAAACAAAGUUAAUGUUUUGUUGCAGGAAAAGGGAAUCAAUGGAUAUUGAAUAUUUAUUUAUUCAUUUUUGAGUACUCUAUUCCAUUUCUGACGUUCAUUCUUGUUUUUGAAUAUGCUGAUGAGAUCCUAUCCUUUUUUUGUGGAAAAUAGGACAACUUAAAGCUUCGCCAUUUCAAAGAAAAUUAUUUUUUUAAUAAACUUAAUUUGUUUACUUAAAAUUUAAUUUAAAAAAAAAGUGUUGAAAGUUGAACUUUGUUUGUCCUCUUAAUCUAUAAUCUAUAAAGGUUGAGUGUAUGUAAAAAUGGUUCAGACAAACAUUUUGGCAAAUUGUAUGCUUAAAAAUGUUGGUAAAAAAGUUAACACAUUCGGAUUUCGUGACAUUUUUUCGGUUCAUAACUUACAACGCGGAUACCAAAAGGAAGAUAUAUAAACAAACUCAUGCCGAGGGUGUUUUUUUUUGCUUUUUUUAUUGGACAAAUCUUUUUCAUGAAGUUUUGCAAAACCAAUUCGCAUCUAUAGCAUGACUUUGAAAGCUUAAAAAUAUUUUACAUGGUUUCAUAGAAAAAAGUGUAAAACGGUUAUAACUGAAUCCAUUGCACAAGCGUCAUGUUUUAAUAAGCCAAGUCCAGUAAAUUUCAAAGAACAUUCUUGGAUUUUCCAAACCGAAAAUUCCAUAAUUUUGCUAAUAAAGACAGUCUUUAAAGUGAAAAUGUGCCAUACAGUUACUCACAAAGGUCAAAUGCUUCCUGGCUCCACGAUCAAUUUCCCAUACAUUUUCUAUGGGGUUUAAGUCGGGGUUCUGAGGUGGUAUUUGGAUGACUUUAGGACAAUUAUAUAGCAACCGUUCGUGUACGACGCGGGAUUUAUGUUUUGGGUCAUUAUCUUGAUAGAACUGAAAAGUUCUUGGAAUAUCCAUUUUUUCAGCGUAAAUCUUGCUUUAGAAGGUCUAUAUACACCAUUCGAUCCAUUAUCCCCUCAUUAAAUACCAAAUUACAAAUCCCAGCAUGCGGCAUAUGUUUUACGGUCGGUAUUAACCUUGCGCCAUACUUUAACUCGGCCGUCCGAUCCGAAUACAUUGUAAUUGCUCUCAUCGGCAAUUAUGACUGUUUUCAAGAAAUCCAAUGGCUUGUUUUUAAUGUUUUUUUUUCUAAUGUAUUCAUUUAUGAAUGUUUUUUUCUAGCCACUUUACCAUUUUCUCUAAGAUCGCGGCGUAUGGUUUCUGGAUCACCAGUUUUUCCGCAAUAAUUAUCCACUUCAGUAGCUAUUUUUGGGGCGCUAAUAUGGGGGUUUCUCCUGAGGUCUUGCAGAAUCCAGCUUUGGUUAUGUUCAUUUAAGAUUCUCCAGGAUGGGGCUUAAAAUCUAUUCUAUUUUAAUUUUUGACCUCCGGAUGAUAUUUCCAACAGUGCUCUCUGGAAUUUUCAACAAAUCAGCGAUUUCUCUUUGCGUCUUCUCUUUGGCAUCAUGAUAUAUAAUAAUAAGUUGACUCUUGUCGAAAAAAGUAUUUUUCCCUUUUCGCCCAAUACUGCAGAAAAUGCGUGUUAGAAAAUGCAAAGAAAUCAAUUGAAUCGACUAAUAUAACGGACCUGAACAACUGUACAAUUUUUUUUUUUUCCUCUCAAUUUGUUAUCCUCACUUGAUGCUGUCAAAUACACGAAUGAAUACUUGACCCAAUAAUUGUGUGAUGUUGUUUUUCUUAUAGUGAAGUUCAUUGAGUAAGGUAACGGUAAAUUAAAGAACGAGAAGAACUAUU